AUGGCCGAAGGUGCGCCGGCUAUAGGCGCACAUCUGCAAUCGCUCAAGGAAAGUGCACCAAAGUUUAUGGAAAGCGCAUUGAACGCUAAAAAUGGACUUUUAAACAAAGUGAGUGAAUAUUGUAUCCGGAGUAUCAAAAUUGUGAAACUUGAUUCUCUCGGUAAAGUACUGCACGUCUCCAGUCUGGGUCGAAGUCAAUCACCAAUCGAUAUUGUGCCAGUUAUUACAACUUUCGGGGAACAUUUACAAAAUGCAGAGUUCAGAGUUGAAUAUCACAAUAACGGCGACUUUCGCGCUACGAACACUGGCACAGCAGUAUGGCUGUUACGUGAAGGAAACGAUUCUGAGCUAGCAAUGUCAUUUUUACCUGAAGAACAAUAUCAUCUCGAUGCGGUAACAUGGCAUUGGGGCAGCGAACCAAUGAACGGCUCAGAACACACGAUUGGAGGUGUUGGAUAUGCUGGUGAAUUACAUCUGAUUCAUCGUAAUACAAGGUUUUCCAAUAUGGAAAUGGCUUUGAAACAACCAAAUGGCGUGUUUACUAUAGCGAUUUUCUUGAAUGAAUCCCAUGAUGAGAACCCUGCCAUUACACCAUUCAUCGAGCUUCUACCAAACAUAACCUACAAGGGCAAUGAAGUUCGUAUCGGGCAGUUCAACUUUUCCGCACUUUUCCCGACAGCAGAGAAGACCAAAGAGUUCUGGUUGUACGAAGGUUCAGAGACGGUGGAACCGUUCCGUGAGACAGUGCAAUGGUUGGUAUUCCGUUCAGCGCUACCGAUCAGCUCAGUUCAGCUGGAUCGCCUUCGCGAGAUCCGCUCUGGCGGUUACGACGAAGAACGAGAGACGCCGAUGGUACCGAUACGUCCGCCACAGGCACCGAAUUCGCGCACGGUGCAGUGCAGUUUUCGCUCCGCAGCCGUUGUCCACUGA
Molecule: messenger RNA, 930 nt
Organism: Cylicocyclus nassatus
Lineage: Eukaryota; Metazoa; Nematoda; Chromadorea; Rhabditida; Strongylidae
Source: the annotation of a GenBank genome assembly